Messenger RNA from Nematocida minor, 2229 nucleotides. Its product is annotated as coatomer subunit gamma. Gene Ontology annotation, cellular component: Golgi membrane; COPI vesicle coat; endoplasmic reticulum. The record is from RefSeq and is a predicted model, not a curated record. Gene Ontology annotation, molecular function: structural molecule activity. NCBI's taxonomy places the organism in Eukaryota, Fungi, Microsporidia. The transcript has a single exon. Gene Ontology annotation, biological process: intracellular protein transport; endoplasmic reticulum to Golgi vesicle-mediated transport; intra-Golgi vesicle-mediated transport. The coding region runs from base 1 to 2229 and encodes 742 amino acids.
AUGAGACUUGAAGGACGAAGUAAAGACAAGGCAAUUUCUGAAAUGAGCGCAUUCACAGAGAGAAAUAUCCUAGCCAGGAAAUGCACCAAUGCGCUUGUGGGCGUGCUGAAGGAGAUUACCUCCGCUCAUUUCACAGAAUUGGAGAUAGACACCGUCAUAUCCAGGCUGCUGCACAGCUUCCAGACAAGAGACUCCUAUCUGAAGAUACUUUCGUACUCUUUCAUUAGAAACAUUGCCGAUCUGUCAUCUGGCUCCUUUGUAGCCAUAAAUGCCCUGAUAAACAACAUCACAGCAAGAAAAGACGGGCUCAGGGCUGAAGCCUUGAAGCUUCUUCUCCAAAUCACGCCAGAACAGAUGCUUGAAGACUGCUCGAAGUAUGUGCACCAGUCUUUGAUAGAAACAGAAUACCACACACUAAACACCAUCGUUCCUGUGCUGAUAUUCCUCUCCAAUCCAUCACUGAGCGAAUGGUUCAGCAGCUACGGAUGGAUGCAGGGGCUUAAAUCGUCAGGAGCAUUCGGGAAUGCCAUUAUUCUCAUGAGCCAGAUACGCCCCCAGGACGAAAGAGAGAUAGUGAAUGUCAUUGGCAAGUCCCCGCAUCUGUACAGCAGAGGAAUAAGCGCAGUGCACGUCGUAAGAUAUCUGUCUGCACACUUGUCAAAUCCAACAGCACUGAAAAUCUUUUCGCAGUUCCUGGCGCUCGAUGAGUCAGAUCCCGCGCCUUUUAUUGAAGCCCUGCGGCAUGUCCACCUGAUGAACAAUGCAGUGGGAGCGCUUGAUGCACAGGUCAUUGGAGGAAUAAAAAAACUGCUAAAAUCAAACAAUUCGGUUGUAAAAAUAGCAACACUUCGGACAAUAGACACCCUCUCGGUGCACUACAAACAGAAACUAUCUGCACUUCGGGGAAUGAUUGAAGAGAUGCUGGCAGAUAGCAGCACAGUUGCGCUGCUCGCUAUGUCCAUCCUCCUGAAAGUGGGCAGCGAUAAAACAGCUGGAAAAAUAGCUGAAACCCUUCCAAAGCUGCUUAACGAGCUCGGAGAAACGCAGAAAGUGUCCAUCAUUGAGUCAGUUACGGGAAUGUGCGACAGAUUCAAAGGGACCUCGUGGGACGAACUCCUGAAGAAGGCCCUCACAGCCCAGGGAUCAUGCAGCUACAAAGUGAAAAUAGUGCAGAACAUCGCAAAAAUAAGGAAUGUCACGGAAGACGAAGAGCUGAAAAGGUCUUUGGAAGGAAUGCUGUGCAACUACAUUGAAGACUCGUCGUACCCAAGGGUUACUGUAGAAAUACUGGGAAAUUUAAUAGACAAGAAGUCGUCAGAGCACACUGGCUCUCUUCUGAACAGAAUCAUCCUCGACAAUGAAAACGUGCAGCCAGCAGUAAAUCUAUCGCUCGCAGUUGAUGACUGCACGCAUCCGCUGCAUGUAUUGUUCAGUGCAGGAGCAAGCACAGCUGUGCUGAAAGACAAUACAGAGAUAGAUCGAAUGGUGAUUGAGAAGCUGCAGGAAGAUGCAGAUAUAUUCAUUGAAAAAAGAGAGGAGAAUGCACUGGAGUCGAAGUUCAACUCUGUGCAGCUGCAUGCAUCAAACAGAAUAGUUUUGAACAGAAAAGAAAGCGAGUUUGAAAUAUCGGUUGUGAAGAACAUGUUCAAUGAAUUUAUUGUCCUGCAGUACAAGAUAACGAGUAAAAUUGAUCUGGUUCUGGAAGAGGGAAGGCUCCGGGUGUUCAUGAAUGAGAACUGCAUAGGAGAUGAAGUGAUAUACCUCCGAGGAAGAGAUACAACAGAGAUAAGCAUAAAAGUGCCUGCUUCUGAUUACAUGGAAGUGUGCGGGGCAGAGGUAUCCAGCACAUUCGGAUACUCGGUGUACGAUGACAGAGACUACGAAGUGGGAGAAGUGCGGCUGAACGACUUUGAGAUAGAAAUAAGCGAUUUUAUUGCACCAGGCGGCGAUGCAGCAGAAAUAAGAGAAGAAGACCCUCUGGUAAAAGAGUUUAAGUUCAGCAUGCCUGUGGAUGAGGUGAUUAAAGAGCUGAAGAACCUGUUCAGAAUGGAAGUGCAGGAGGAAGAAGAUGGAAACCUGCAAUGGACAGGCGUGUUUAUGCACACAGGCGAGAGCGUGCUAAUUAAGGCAACGGUAAAAAAAGACAAAUCAACGUCCACUAAAGCCAAGAUAAGAAUAUUCUGCAAGUCAGAAGAGAUAAAACAGCUGCUAAUCGAUCUGAUCAACUAG